AUGCAUGAAAUGAGAGCACCGCUUGUAAAUCUCCCUUACGGAGUUCCUGCUGGUUAUAACGGGACAAUCUGCAGCAGCAAUGGCGGUACUGAAGUGGGAAUUAGUCACAAUGAUGAUCAUGAGCUGAGAAGAGGGCCUUGGACACUGGAGGAAGACACCCUUCUCUCCCAUUACAUUGCCAGGCAUGGCGAAGGCCGCUGGAACAUGCUCGCCAAAUGUGCUGGACUGAAAAGAACUGGGAAGAGUUGCAGGCUGAGAUGGCUCAAUUACUUGAAGCCAGAUAUUAAGAGAGGGAAUCUCACUCCCAAAGAGCAGCUUCUCAUCCUCGAACUCCAUUCCAAGUGGGGUAACAGGUGGUCACGAAUAGCGCAACAUCUGCCUGGGAGAACGGACAACGAGAUCAAGAACUACUGGAGGACGCGAGUGCAGAGGCAGGCAAGGCAGCUCAACAUCGAAUCCAACAGCAAAAAGUUCCUCGACGCUGUGAGGUGUUACUGGAUGCCACGUCUGCUUCAGAGAGUUGAACAGCAGCAAACUUCGUCGUCAUCCGAUGGUCAACUUCCAACAACUUCAAAUACUAUGCCUGCAGAUCAGAAUCUGCAUCAUCAGGUGGCUGCAGUUGAAUCUGGUUCUCUGUCACCGUCCGCAGCAGAUCACGCCCAUUUUAAUGAUGAUGAUCAGCAACUUAUCUCUAAUCCUUGUUCUAAUUACCCAUUAAAAGAGGAAACCCACUUCUCAAACUCGACUUCGGUCAAUGGUCUCAUGAUGACGGACUCCACAACGAUGUCGUACCAGCAAAACCCUGAGGGGGGAAAGAUUCUUGAAUCGGAAUAUGUCGGAUUCUCCAUGGGAAACUGCAACUGGAACAUGAUUCUGGGAGAUGGAACAAACUAUCAUGAUCAGUACUAUGAAGAGAUGUCGAUGGUGGUGGAUCCAUUGAUGAUGGCAGCUGCUGCUUCAGGUUCACAGUCGACAGCUGAUCAUCCUGAAUUGUGCCAGGUGGGAGGUGACGACAGCAACUGGGUGGGGUAUAGCUAUGACGUGGCGGAUACACUAUGGAACUUGGAUGACACGUGGCAGUACAGGGGCGUCGAGGGAAUGGGCAUCUAG
Messenger RNA from Linum tenue, 1110 nucleotides. NCBI's taxonomy places the organism in Eukaryota, Viridiplantae, Streptophyta, Magnoliopsida, Malpighiales, Linaceae. The record is from the annotation of a GenBank genome assembly.